UCCAUAUGUGAUCCUAUCUCAGCCGGUGGAGGGUCUUCAGGCCAUUGAGUUUAGGUGUAACCAUUUGGUAAUGGUGGCAUGAAAUUUCUACAGCCGAUGCGGUUGACCUGCUAAUCGAAGAUUGAAAUGAUAGUGCCAAGUACUUUUUAGAUGGUUGGUUCCUGUGGAGACUUUACGUGAUCCGUGACAUCAAUUGAUGCAUGUGCUGAAUUUGUUUCCGGUGCGAGUGAGCAAUCCAAAUGUGCUGUUAGCUAGUGCGUCACACAUUGGACGCUUCAACCAAUUUGAUUUGGACUAGACCUACAUAACGGGAUUGCUGGCUCGAGAUAAACCUCUCAAUAUUUAAGCCAUUUCGCUUGAUUUGGUUCCUGUGUGUAUCACACAUGAUUGCUGCCGGUCCCUAGACUGUAGUAGUCCAGGGAGGUCCAGCACGAUGCGGGGCUCAAGCUCAACUGCAUCUAUUAUUAAUUCGCGCCUCUGAUCACACCACCACCACAGCAUUCUUCACUGAUAGUGUGCGACGAACGAUGGCCCGACCACGAUGCGGGGCUGUAUGCAUCCUGCUCGCCGUCGUUUUCGCAGCGGCAGCGGCAGCGGCGGAGGAAACAGAGAGGCAGUCCUCAUACAUUGUGCACGUCGCGCACAAGCACGCGCCGCUGCUGCCAGGCCGCGGCGGACUGGUAGCCACCGGAGCGUACGGCUCGUUCCUGCGUGACCACAUCCCCGUGCACAUGUCCGUCCCGGCGCCGAGGGUGCUCUACUCCUACUCCCACGCGGCGACGGGCUUCGCGGCGCGCCUCACGGGACGCCAGGCCGCGCGCCUAGCGUCCCAGCGUUCCGUCCUCGCCGUCGUUCCCGACGCGACGCUUCAGCUGCACACCACGCUGACGCCGUCCUUCCUCGGCCUCUCGGCUUCGUCCGGCUUGCUCCCGGCGUCCAACGGCGCCACGGACGUCGUCAUUGGCGUCAUGGACUCCGGCGUGUACCCCAUCGACCGCGACUCGUUCGCGGCGGACCCGUCCCUGCCGCCGCUGCCGCACGGAAAGUUCCGAGGGAGCUGCGUCUCGGCUCCAUCGUUCAAUGCCUCCGCGUACUGCAACGGCAAGCUCGUCGGCGCCAAGGCUUUCUACGAGGGUUACGAGCUUCAACUUGGUCGCCUGAUCAACGAGACGGAGGAGUCGAGGUCACCGCUGGACACCAACGGCCAUGGCACGCACACCGCCUCCACGGCCGCCGGAUCCGCCGUCGCGGACGCGGCCUUGUACGGCUACGCCAAAGGGAAAGCCGUGGGCAUGGCCCCGGGCUCGCGCAUCGCGUCCUACAAGGUGUGCUGGAAAUACGGGUGCAUGACCUCUGACGUCCUUGCCGCGUUUGACGAGGCCAUCGCCGACGGGGUGGACGUCAUCUCCAUUUCGCUCGGCUCCACAGGCUCGGCAGAGUCGUUUGAUAUGGAUAGCAUCGCCGUUGGCGCCUUCAGCGCCGUCCGCAAGGGCAUCCUAGUCUCGGCCUCCGCGGGAAACUCCGGUCCCGGCGAGUCUACUGCCCGCAAUGUGGCGCCGUGGUUGCUCACAGUCGGCGCGUCAACCGUCAACCGCCGGUUCGCAGCGGACGUGGUUCUCGGCAACGGCGAUACAUUUCCAGGCUCUUCCUUGUACGCCGGCCCCCCGCUUGGCGCAACCAAGGUACCGCUGAUAUACGGCCGGACCGUCGGCUCAAAGACCUGUGAAGCCGGGAAGCUGAACGCCAGCCUGGUCGCCGGGAAGAUCGUUCUAUGCGACCCCGGCGUGAAUUUCAAGCAAGGGGACGCUGUGAAACUCGCUGGCGGCGUGGGAGCCAUCUUCACGAGCGCGAAAGAGAUGGGCGAGCAGGCGUUCGGCAGCCCCCAAAUCCUCCCCGCUACAGCCGUCACCUUCGCCGCCGCUAAGAAGAUUCAGAAAUACAUAAGCAAGAAUACAUCCCCCAUGGCGACGAUCGUGUUCCAGGGCACCGUCAUCGGUGGCCCGACACCUCCUUCCCCUAGAAUGGCGUCCUUCUCGAGCCGCGGGCCAAACGUCCUCGCGCCGGAGAUCCUCAAGCCGGACAUCACCGCCCCCGGCGUGGAAAUCCUCGCUGCUUGGACCGGCGCCAGCUCGCCUUCGGGCCUCGAGUGGGACACGAGGCGAGUGCAAUACAACAUCGUGUCAGGGACGUCCAUGUCAUGCCCGCACGUGAGCGGCAUCGCGGCGUUGCUCCGGCAGGCCAGGCCGGAGUGGAGCCCCGCCGCCAUUAAGUCUGCGCUGAUGACCACCGCGUACAACUUAGACAGCACCGGCGGUCUCAUCGGCGACACGUCCACCGGCAAGGCGUCCACGCCGUUCGGGCGCGGGGCGGGACACGUGGACCCCAACCGCGCCGUCGACCCAGGCCUGGUGUACGACGCCGGCGCUGAGGACUACAUCACCUUCUUGUGUGCGCUCGGCUACACCGAUGAUCAGGUAGCCAUCUUCACGAGGGAUGGACCGGCGACCAACUGCUCCGCACACGCGGGCUCCUCCGUCGGCGACCACAACUACCCGGCCUUCGCGGCGGUGUUCGGCUCGAUAAAACACAAGGUCAUCACACAGCGCCGUGUGGUGCGCAAUGUCGGCGGAAACACCAAGGCCACCUAUAAUGCCAUGGUCACCAGCCCCGCCGGCGUGCGCGUCACGCUGAAUCCGCGAAAGCUACGGUUCAGCGUGACCAAAGAGACGCAGGAGUACGAAAUCACCUUCACGCGAGCUGCCGGGAGCAUCAAGGAGGCCUACACUUUCGGGUCGAUCGUGUGGAGCGACGGCGAGCACACGGUGACGAGCCCCAUCACCAUAACUUGGCCGUCGACGAGCAAAAUAGCGGAGAUAUGAUGUGGGUUGGUUUUGCAGUUGCUUGCUGGGUGUGUCCCCUGACUGCCCUAAAGUUGCAGAGAUAUGAUGUACCAGACAUGAGAAUUACUAGAUAUGUGAGAUUUCAGAAUUCACACC
Messenger RNA from Lolium perenne, 2996 nucleotides. RefSeq names its product subtilisin-like protease SBT1.4. NCBI's taxonomy places the organism in Eukaryota, Viridiplantae, Streptophyta, Magnoliopsida, Poales, Poaceae. The record is from RefSeq and is a predicted model, not a curated record. Gene Ontology annotation, molecular function: serine-type endopeptidase activity. Gene Ontology annotation, biological process: proteolysis.